Molecule: messenger RNA, 1298 nt
Organism: Solanum dulcamara
Lineage: Eukaryota; Viridiplantae; Streptophyta; Magnoliopsida; Solanales; Solanaceae
Exons: 2
Coding region: 341-973 (210 amino acids)
Biological process (GO): box C/D snoRNP assembly
Molecular function (GO): box C/D methylation guide snoRNP complex binding
Source: RefSeq, a predicted model, not a curated record
CAGGCACGAACACUUUAGAAAGAAUUGGAGAGAAGAGAGAGAAAGAGGAGAGAGAAAGAGAGAAGAUUCACUCCAUUUCAAUGGCGGUUAGGGUUUUGAAUUGAUCCCAAUUUUAUACCCAAAAAACCUCAAAUACUUCAUAUUCAAUCUCUUCCUCUCUUUCCCCCUUUUUUUAGCUACUCAAAAACCCUAAUUUCAAUCGUUCUCCGGUAAACAGCAGGCUCAGUGAAGUUUGUGCUCUAGAAGUUUCUAUGGGUGCUCAAGAGAAGUCAUCAAACUCUAAUAAUCCGAUGAAGUGCAACCCAUUUUCUGACAUCGAAAAUCUAAUUCAAAGAUUAUCAUGCAGCAUAUAGGAGAUCAUCAGUUGCUUGCCCUUGGUUCUGAUAUGCAGUCAAACAACAAAGAUCUGCUUCACUUGGAGGCUGAAGGCUUGUCUUUGGAAUCAAAACUUCUCUUUUGCCCUAGCGAUGGUGGAUCUCAAUCCCUAAAUUUGAAACCUGAACUUUUUGAUAAGAAGCCCGAAAUUUCUUCUGUACCCAGAAGCCAAGUUCUAACAAAGGUCAAGGAUUUUUUAGGAGUGUUUUUGGAAAAUACUAGAAAAGUGGAGCUUGAAGCUAAGAAGAAUCCAAAGAAAUAUGAUAUUGAAGCUCUUACCGGUGAAGAAUCUGAAUACAUAGAGAUGGACUUAAUGUUGGGUGUCACUGAACUUCACACACAGGAGGCUGUAUCAGCUGCUGAAUUUGCAAUGGCAAGUUACCAACCAGUAAUCGAUCUGGCUACCAAUAAUGAGACAGAAUCUGAAGAUAGUAGCGAUGAGGAUGACAUUCAGGAUAGUAGCACCAACAAAAGUGAUGAUGAUGGAGCUUCUUAUCUAGGAAAAGAAUCUAAGCUUACGGAAAAGGAUUCUCCUAAGAAAGCAUUGAAGAGGAAGCGACAGUCCGUAAAUCGAGCUAACAUAGUUGAGAUCUCUUAGCGCUAAGGACAUUAACUAGUUGUAGCUAUUUUGGGGGAGAAAUUCAGAAAAUAGUAAGUGUGUCUCUUUUCCAUGUUUCCUUUAAAACUUGUUUUAGUUCUACCCUUUUAAUUUCUUGAAAUGGUCGUUUUGUUUUACUAUCUAGUAGCACCACAUGGUGUUUCUUUUAAACAAAAAAAGAACAAAACAAAAACUAAGUUAAUCUUUUUUUUUUGGAAAAUGUAUAAGUUGGCUCAACUUGUAUUGUUGUUUAUAGGUGUGAGACCGUUGUACUUUGAUUAUCUUAUUUAUUUAUAGUAGUUAAUGCCGGAAAUGUUUGGAUUGA